AAAGCGCUACGGAGAGAGUCCCUCGACUUCACUCGACUUCACCCUCGACUUUGCGCGCGGCUGAGCGCCUCUAUUACGAUGGACACUGGAUAGGUUUUAUUUCCUCAUUAACAGUGCAAUAUAGGUUCCUUAGAAAGGAACAGCGCAUCCGAGUGCCUGAUGUGAUUGGAAAUAUUUUAUCUUUGCGCUUUUAAGACGAAGAAUCAUGCAGUUUCUGUCUUAUUCGCCACAGAACAGGGGCAAACACAUCGCAAGGAGACUUCUGAAGUGAGACAUGGGCUUUGUGGAAAUUCUGUUUGCUUUGUUCAUCGUUGUGAUCGUGAUUGUUUCUUUGUUGUCGAACUUACUAGUUUUGCUGUGUCUCGUUCAUAGCAGCGAAAUACGGCGCCAGGUGCCAGGGGUGUUUACCAUGAAUUUGUCGUUUUGCAACAUACUGAUAUCUGUACUGAACAUGCCGUCCACUUUAGUUGGGAUUGUAAAUCACCAACAGCCUUUUGGGGACUGCCUCUGUCGCACACUAAGCUUUCUGGAGACCUUUCUGACAGCUAACAGCAUGCUGAGCAUGGCAGCACUCAGUAUAGACCGAUGGAUCGCCGUGGUCUUCCCGUUGAGUUACCCGAGCAAAAUGCGUUAUCGGGACGCGCUGGUUAUGGUGUGUUAUUCGUGGCUCCACUCCUUCACAUUCUCCCUCAUUCCGCUGCUUUUCUCCUGGUUUGAGUACAGUCCCAUUUACGCAUCCUGUACGUUGCAUCUGAGCAAGGAGGGCGCACGGAUUAAGUUUACUGUAUUCACCGUUGUCUUUCACGCCACCAGCUUCAUGCUCUCGCUCGUGAUUUUGUGCGUCACGUACUUAAAGGUUUUAAAAGUUGCACGCUUUCACUGCAAGAGGAUUGACAUUAUAACCAUGCAGACCCUCUUCUUACUAGUUGAUAUACAUCCAAGUGUUAAACAGCGCUGUAUUGCUGAUCAAAGGAGGAGGAAACAGCGCGCUACUAAGAAGAUUAGCAUUUUUAUUGGCUCUUUCAUCAUCUGUUUCGCCCCUUAUGUCAUCACAAGGUUGACUGAGCUGCUUCCCUUUGUACAUGUCAAUCGGUACUGGGGUAUUGUCAGCAAGUGUUUAACAUACAGCAAGGCCGCUUCAGAUCCCUUUGCCUACUCCCUCCUGCGGCAGCAGUACAAGAAGGUCUUGGUUACGGUGACCAAUCGCCUGCUGAAGCGUGAUUUAUACCCUUCCUCAGGACACAGCAGCUCUAUGGACACAGAGAAUGACUACAGUCUUCAGAGAAUCAGUUAAACUUUGCAAAAUCGGUUGUAAAAACUGCAAAUGCCCAAUGCCUUAAUUUGAAAGGUUUGUGAGAGUGUGUGUACCUGGUAUUUACUAUGCUAUAGAGACCUAAUUUCUUCACCAGGAUAGUAAUACCGGUAAGUUUGGCCUUGUGAGGUCCCUAUAUGUUUGUCCCUAUAUGAGGAAAAUAGCAUGAAAAUGCUUACACUGAAAAUGUAAAAAUGCAGAAAGUGUGACGGGUAGGUUUAGAGUCACGGAUACAAAACACAGUUUGUACAGUAUAAAAACCAUUACAAACUGGGCUGUGUGCUUAUAGUGAGUGAUGUUAAAAUGUAACAAUUGUAUAAACAAGGACACUAGCAAACUGCAAAGGCUGCAAUACAUCACAUUUGACUUAACAUCAUGGUGCAUUUUAUGCUGUGGUGCAUAAUAUUGAAAGAAUUUUUGAAGCUUUGGGUACCUGCAAAAUGCCAUAUAAGUUUAUCUCUUAAGUUAAACUCUCUUGUCAAAAUACUUUUCACCCAAAGGCCUACUGAUCACCAGGCAGUGAUACACAUACUUUCAACAUUAGUGAUAGAACAGCUAAUGCUAAAAAAUCUCUCUUGCCUAAAUGUACUAGAUUUCUGAAACGGCUGUUCAUAUCGCUAGUACAUUGUUUGGUUUGGUGGAUUGCUGUAAGUUGAUUUUAAAGAUUAAUUUGUUAGAAUCUUGAUGUAGAUACUUAGCACAACAUAAGAAAUAUUUGGUGUACUUAAUUUGCAAUGUAUUCUGUUAAGCAGUUGUAGGGUUUACAGAGCACUGAGUAUUAGUGUACUAAUACUGCUGUAUUAGUGUCAGAUUUGUCAGAACUUUAUUUGUGAAAAUGGUGAAAUAAAGAUACCUGUAUGAAAAACAAAGUAAUAAAUAAACAUAUAAAUGGAUAAUUGCAUGCUAUUUCACUACAUUAAUGGGCAUAUGAAUUUAUUAAAAUCAUUAAAUCAGUGCUUUGCAUGUAUAAUCUGAUUGAUUUGUCCUGUAUGCAUAUUUGCUCCUGUCUUCCGUUCUGCUGAGAGGUUUGUGUUUGUAGCUCUGUGUUGCUUUGCUUUUUGCUUAUAAGUGAUAAAACAUAAUCUUCAUCCUCUAUAUUUCUCAUAUUUUCUAACAAACUA
This is a messenger RNA of Puntigrus tetrazona (Sumatra barb), 2433 nucleotides long. It is a transcript of the gene gpr78b, whose product is annotated as G protein-coupled receptor 78b. Gene Ontology annotation, cellular component: membrane. The coding region runs from base 275 to 1294 and encodes 339 amino acids. NCBI's taxonomy places the organism in Eukaryota, Metazoa, Chordata, Actinopteri, Cypriniformes, Cyprinidae. Gene Ontology annotation, molecular function: G protein-coupled receptor activity. The record is from RefSeq and is a predicted model, not a curated record. The transcript is spliced from 3 exons. Gene Ontology annotation, biological process: adenylate cyclase-activating G protein-coupled receptor signaling pathway.